AACUCUGAUGGCGUGCAAUGGCUCUGGUUGCCAAUCCGGUUGCCAAUCCGGUUGCUACAAAGACGAAGAAGCAACAUCUAAACAGCUAACAGAUUCUGUUGAAACCGAAUCAACGAGCCCUAGUAUUCUCUGCAUCAAGUGCAAGCAAAACGACGCCGUUUCCGGCUAUGGCGGAAUCGACGAUGGGCGGUUCUGUGCCGAUUGCUUCAAGAGCAACUUGUUCGGGAAGUUUCGGUUCUCCGUCACAUCAAACGCCAUGAUUUCUCCCACCGAUAAUGUCCUCGUUGCCUUCUCAGGCGGUCCUUCUUCCAGGGUAGCUUUGCAAUUUGUGCAUGACAUGCAGGAGAGGGCUCAGAAGAACUUUGAUGCUAGUAGAGAUAGGUCAUUGCCUGUGUUUGUGGUUGGAGUUGUGUUUAUUGAUGAGAGUGCUGUUUUGCCGAUUCCUUCUAAUGAAAUGGAGGAGGCAAUUGAAUUUAUUAGUUCGGUUGUGUCAAGUAUAGCCCCACCAGCAAAAGAGUUGCAUAUUGUUCCUAUUGAGUCUGUUUACAACUCAGAUUCUAGUGAUGGAAAGGAGAGGCUAAUCAAGCUAGUGAAUGCGGUGAGUGAUCCAACUGGAAAGGAGGAUAUGUUACUUUCUCUGCGCAUGUUGGCCCUGCAAAAGGUUGCUUCUGAAUUUGGAUAUAACAGACUUGUACUAGGAUCAUGCAUUUCAAGGAUUGCUUCCCAUGUCAUUUCAGCCACCGUGAAGGGUCAAGGAUAUUCAUUACCUGCAGAUAUACAGUAUGUGGAUGCUAGAUGGGAAAUUCCUGUUGUGCUUCCUCUGCGUGAUUGUUUUGCCCAAGAGAUCAACAUGCUUUGCCACCUUGACGGUCUCAAGACUAUAAAGUUGUCUACAGGUCCGUGCUCUAGCAUUAAUAGCAUCACCUCAUCUUUUGUGGCAUUAUUGCAGGAAGAAAACCCAUCUCGAGAGAGCACAAUUGUAAGAACAGCCACGAAACUUAUUCCCUUCCAAUUCAACAGGAUUCCAGAGAUCGUUGAUGGUAAUGUUCCCUUGGCAACUCGAAGACGCCAGAAGAGAUAUAAUCUCAAAUCCAACGAAUCUGUUUCCUCAGAAUCUUUCUGUCCUCUCUGCAAUAGCCCACUCCACAAGUGUGAGAUUGUUGACCGGAGCAAUCUUGAUAAUUUUAGAAGUAGUGACAUUUUUUAUACUACCUGCUGUUCAAGUUGUCAGUUUCAGAUACUUCCAAGAGAUUCCACGUCAAUUGAGCAGUUUUAUAUGGAUUUACCUCAAUCGGUGAUUGCCCGAGCAAAGCAAGCUAACAAUGGUAAUUUGAGUCUGCUAAGGGAACAAAUACAAGAUUGUUUGCUUUCAGAUGGUGAAGAUGAAACAUAGAUUUUCUUGCCUACACUGAGGCUUUCAGUUCAAUGGAUAAAUACUGGUUGUAGUAAUUUAAUUUACUGUUUGAGUGACUUGUGAGGUUACUUUUAACCACUGAGAUUCACUGGGCUCCUUAAGAUCAUGGUUGUUGAUUCUCUGUUAUAUCAUUUGAGAACAUAUUUAAGUAUUAAUAAAGUGAUAGAUGAGAUAACUGAUUUUUUAAUCUGUCAGUUUGAAGAGGGUGAUAAAGUUGACUGC
Molecule: messenger RNA, 1636 nt
Organism: Gastrolobium bilobum
Lineage: Eukaryota; Viridiplantae; Streptophyta; Magnoliopsida; Fabales; Fabaceae
Product: cytoplasmic tRNA 2-thiolation protein 2
Exons: 7
Coding region: 8-1393 (461 amino acids)
Biological process (GO): tRNA wobble position uridine thiolation
Cellular component (GO): cytosol
Molecular function (GO): tRNA binding; sulfurtransferase activity
Source: RefSeq, a predicted model, not a curated record